Saccostrea cuccullata (small rock oyster) is the source of this 822-nucleotide messenger RNA. Its product is annotated as calmodulin-like. The transcript is spliced from 7 exons. Bases 164 to 646 code for a protein of 160 amino acids. NCBI's taxonomy places the organism in Eukaryota, Metazoa, Mollusca, Bivalvia, Ostreida, Ostreidae. The record is from RefSeq and is a predicted model, not a curated record. Gene Ontology annotation, molecular function: calcium ion binding; myosin heavy chain binding. Gene Ontology annotation, cellular component: myosin II complex; cytoplasm.
CUAAGCCAUUGAAACAUCAACUCAUGCUACGGUUUUGUUUGGAAACAUACAUAGAAACGGAAAUUUGUGUUGAUAUUCACAACUCUUGGACCAUGAUGGUACAGAAAAAAUAGAACAGAAAGACCCCGAUGGUUGAAUUACUUUAAGUUUUGUGGAAAACAAAAUGUCUUCGAAUACGAAUCCAUUUGGGGAACAGACGUACCACAUGAAAGAUGAGAUGGUCGCAGAUUUCUCCGAGGCCUUUGAAAUGUACGCGAAAGGGCGAGGCUACAUUCACCAGGACCUUUUAAAAGAAAUACUGGAACUAGUAGAACAGCCAAUGCCUGAGGACGAGAUUAGUGAUAUCAUUGAAACAAUGUGUAAAGGUAGUAAUAGAUUAGAUUUAGAGAGCUUCCUGCAAAUAAUGACCCACAAAAUGCGAUCCAGCGAUCCAAUUGAACAACUUCGAGACGCCUUCAAAGAGAUUGAUGCUGACGGGAGCGGAUCUAUAGACCGUGCUGAACUGAAAGAGAUGAUGAUGAAGAUGAUGUCAAACGACUACACAGAAGAGGAGAUUGAUUCGAUGAUCGACAAGGCAGAUUUGGACGGCGAUGGCGAGAUAGACUUUGAAGAAUUUGUAGCGAUGAUGAAUGAUGUCAAUGGAUAAAUUGGAUUUGCUUACAUCUUUUUCCAUAUCCUUCAAAAGAUGUUCUUCUAUUACUGGUGAUGAACUGAAAGGCUUCAAAAUUUAACUGACUGAAAGGAGAAACGUUAUACAUGAAUGAGUUCAAAUUGUUGUACGACUGUGGUUUGCAUGAGAAUAAAUGAAUCCGUCCACUCUUA